Molecule: messenger RNA, 1144 nt
Organism: Anopheles maculipalpis
Lineage: Eukaryota; Metazoa; Arthropoda; Insecta; Diptera; Culicidae
Product: neuronal acetylcholine receptor subunit alpha-7-like
Exons: 4
Coding region: 7-1131 (374 amino acids)
Biological process (GO): signal transduction; monoatomic ion transmembrane transport; nervous system process
Cellular component (GO): membrane; neuron projection; synapse
Molecular function (GO): neurotransmitter receptor activity; extracellular ligand-gated monoatomic ion channel activity; transmembrane signaling receptor activity
Source: RefSeq, a predicted model, not a curated record
GCUGCUAUGUGGGCACCCACGUGGGCCGAUACGCUCAAAAAGGACCUGCUGAAGGGAUACGAUCCAUCGAUACGGCCAUCGCAGCACUACAACGUAACGACUGUCGAGACGAGCAUUACUAUCACACACGUGGAGAUCAACGAAAUCAAAUCAACGCUGUCGGUGUAUGGAUGGAUGAAGUUUAGCUGGAAUGAUCCUAAGCUAACGUGGAACCCUGCCAACUAUGGAAACCUGAACGUGGUCCGUUGGGAUCCGACGAUCGUAUGGAGGCCGGAUGUUGUGCUAUACAACAAUGCCGGCGGAUCGGACCAGCAUCACUACGGCGAUACGAACGUGCUGGUUUACAGUGAAGGAAAAGUGUUGUGGGUACCACCGACCGAGUACCAUGCAUUCUGCGAGCUAAACAUGCGUCUGUGGCCAUUUGACUAUCAGAAAUGCAUGCUUAAAAUUGGAUCCUGGACGUUCGACGGUUUCAUGCUGAAUCUGACCCUUGGCAGUGACCCUCAGAUCGAAACGCUGGUCAGCAACUCGGAGUGGAAAAUUGCCAAGAUUAGCAUGGAACGAAAUACCCGUUACUACCCCUGCUGCACGGAACCAUACAUCGACGUUACAUACAACGUGACACUUCAGCGCCAAUCGGAAACGCACCGUGCCAUCGUAAUAAUACCGGCUUUGGUGAUUAUGAUACUGGCACUAUCCGUUUUCUGGCUUCCGUUAGAUUCGGGCGAACGGAUCAUUACUAACGGUAUCAUUGCGCUUAUGGUUACGAUCUAUCUGGUUUACUUCGCUCAACAACUGCCGGCCAUUUCGGGACACACACCGCUGAUUGUAAUAUUCUUCAGCAACACGCUGCUGCUGACCGCGUUCAGUACGAUCAUCUGUGUGAUUGUGCUGAACGUUUCCAAGUCGAAGCACCAGCGAAGUUUGCCGAACAUGUUGAAACGGUUGGCCGGCUGUGUUGGACCUUUUGUGGGCGUUGGCAAGAAGCACUUUAGCUUCAGCGACAAGGGCAACGUUACGAUCGAGAGCAGCAUCGAUCACGAGUGGAGCAAGUUUGGGCUGGUGCUGAACCGUCUUUCGUUUGUUGUGUAUUGCAUCAUUUUCAUCAUUUGUGCUUUCUACAGCUUCUAAGUGUGCCAAUCUU